AUCUCGGAAUAGAGGAAGUGCUCUCGCGCGCGGUGCGGUGUGCGGUGGACCGGAUUGGUGACCCCCCGAAGAAAACGGAGGACGCGUUCGCGCACUGUGCUCCGUGAGUCACGCGUUAGAUCUCUCAUCGUUCUUCGUGGGACGUGCCUCCCCGGAUCCCGGGACGCCCGUCGGUCGCGGCGUCGUCGAGUUGCGGAGGAUGCGCGGCGCGCGGUGAGAAUCCUGAGAGGGAAUAUCGCCGGACGGGGAUCUCCGAGAUUGUUUACAUUCUUCCGCAAGCGUUGCUUCUUACUCCUACGGCGGGAUUGACCGCCAUAUAGGGAACCACUUUGCCCUCCUUCCGCGUGCCUUUUUUCCCCUCGAGCAACAGGUUCGAGGGAUUCGAGUGGCUUAACGUUGCGCUGUAUACGACGAGGGAGGUGCUCUGGACCAUCUGGAAAGGUACCGAAGGAAAGAAAGUUUGCUGCUGCUGUUGCUGCUGGCACCGUUGGUGUCGAGACGUCGCGCGAGCGUGCCCUCCGGAAGGAUCCCGGGUACCCCCGGGAGCUCCUCGAGCGACUAGAAAAUCCUGAGAUGCCUCGCGAACGCCCACGGGAAUAUCCUGCGAGUACUUAAUUUGAAUGCGGGCUCGAAAAAUCGCGACUUUAUUUCCACGGAGGAAAGCGCGCCCGAGGCGUCGAAGAUGUGACGCGCGUCGCGUAUACCGGCCGACGAACGUGUAAAGGGAACGUCGACAAGAGAGAAAAGAAGAAGGAAAAAAUGGUACGCGCGGCAAUCGCGGUUCUCGUUUUCAUCUCCAGCGUGUCCGCCUACGAGCAUACCGCCGCGGAUCAGUGCGACUGGUCCGGAAGCGGGGGAGGAGAAGGCGGUGGUGUUCGACCGGUGUAUCUGCGCUGUGCCCGGGGAACGGUGCUGUGGAGUUAUCCGCGUGAUGCUCUGAGGGUGGUCCUCUCCUUCCCGGUCUCGUUCUCGGAGACCAAUUCUUCCGGCUACCUCGGUUUCCGUGCCUGCGUCAAGAUUUCCGGGCCCGUGCGGGUCUUCCUCGAGGCCAGCGGCAAGCUGAGGCAGAUCUACUCCCCGUCCGACGGCAAGCACGUACUCUCGCACCGGUGCUUCCGCUCGCGGAAGCGUACGGCCGCGCUUUACAUGGAAGCGGAGGACGAUUAUUCCUUCAAAAGCGCCAAGGUCAAACUGCAGUACGACUUGGAGCCAAAUUCCGUGAAGGGUGGCACGCUGCGCGUGCCUGACGAGGAAGAGGAGUGCAGACCCUGUUCCAUGGAGGAGCUAGCCAAGGCUUACUGUCAGAGCGACCUGGUCGCCGAAGGCACCGUCACCGCCGUCGAGCAGAACUUCGAGAUGGACACUGCCGAGCUGAUACUCAGGGCCACCAAGAUUCUGCGCUACGUACCUCAGGAAGCCGAGGGUAACGAAAUCGACGUAACGGCGUCUCUGAAGAAGAGCAUACGCGUGAGAGUACCGAUGGCAUGCGACGCACGACACGGCCUCGGCGAAUUUGUGAUAAUGGCCAAACGACGUCUCGGAGACCUCACCCUGGUGUGCGCGCCCAGAUUGGAGGCGUGGGAGGAGAUUGUACGUGAUAUGGACAACGCGCCCUGCGUCCUCCACAGUUAGCGAAUGCGAUUUUAAGGUGAUUUUCUGCGGAAAGCCAUAAAGGAACGUACACGAUGCACAAUAGAUAUAUGAGUACAGUAUCGCCUUUACGAAAUUGGAAAUCACUGUUAGAGCAAUACCGAAUAGAAAACUGCCGGUCUAGCCGUUUGUACGAGGAUACCUUUGUAUAUAGGGAACAUCCAUUCUUUGUGUACAUACCGCAUACUGUCAGAUUGUCGAUCUCCAAACUGUGAUAUUAUUUGUUGUAUUAAGAGGAACGUGGAGGAACGUGCACGAAGAAACGGAAAGCACACUUUGCCUUAAUACUUGUUCUAGAGAGUAGAGAAACUGUUACAUAUAGAAUAUCCCAUGCAUCGCUCACUUUCCCGUAAAAAUUUCCUUUUCGUAAGUCUCAUUUCUUCUUUUUCUCAUUUCCUAUUUCGUAACCAUCAUUUUCUCGUUUUAUUACGUACGUUUUAUAACGUAUUAGAAUUUUAUUGAAAUAAAAUAUAUUUGAGAUUAUGAUUCUAUUACGUAUUUGUAUUUUCCUUGAAGCUUGAAUCCCUUCAAUUCGUCUGUAAUUUAAUUGCGAAUACCUUCGUUCUUGAAGUUUAAUACGGGAGCAACAUUCCGUUAGAAUCUGUUGCCAAGAGAAAGUGCGCAGUGAUUACUAGGUACAUUGGAGUUUUAUUGGACGAGUACGUCGACUCGCCGCAGAGUUAAACAUAUUUUUUGUUUAUAUUGAUUACAAUUAUGACAAUUUUAUAUAGAUUUAAUAAAUAAAAGUAUUUUAUAUAAAUUCCAAUACCGAUUGGAAUAACUGUUCUUAUAUCAGUAUGAUAAAACAUAUGUGUAUAAAAAUAAAGAUAUUUGGAAAUGAAGAAAAAUUAUGCAUCUCUCUGUCCAUAUACUCUGUACUUUUAAUACAUAAAGGGUUGUGUACAUAAUAAAAAGUUGUUCAUAACGAAUCUGAAUCGACAGAGAGUCAUAUAACUUAUACAAUUGAGCGUUAAUACAAUUUACA
Temnothorax curvispinosus is the source of this 2635-nucleotide messenger RNA. It is a transcript of the gene Metrn, whose product is annotated as meteorin-like protein. Lineage: Eukaryota; Metazoa; Arthropoda; Insecta; Hymenoptera; Formicidae. The transcript has 3 exons. Bases 760 to 1632 code for a protein of 290 amino acids. The record is from RefSeq and is a predicted model, not a curated record. Gene Ontology annotation, molecular function: hormone activity.